CCUCAGAGCUCCAAACCUCAUCAACCUCCAUCAAAUACCUUCAAUUCAUUCCGAUCAACCUAAACAAAGCUACAACCUACCCAAGCUCCAAUUAUCAGCAACACCAUGGCUACUUGUGGGAAGUGCAACGGUGGUGGGAACACAACAUGCACCAACUGCAAUGGCACAGGCUCCACUAGUUCCGAGACCGGCACCUGCUACAGCUGUGGGGCCAACGGCACAGUGACUUGCACAUCUUGCAAUGGCACGGGGAAGACUUAGUGUCUAGCGGUGGAGAAUUGGGGAUUUGAGUUGAUGGGAUAACCGCUCCUCUUUUCAUUUGUUGACUCACUGGGGUUUUUUUGUUAAUGAGGGUAGCGGCCCUUGGUGGUCGCUGCUACUCUUUUUUUUUUGCCUCAGACUGGGUUGUUUCUUUAGUAGGGCAGUGGUCCGUGGGGUACCUUCAAAUUCAUAGGUUGAUUUCCCUUCGACGGGUGGGGUAAAUGUGUGCAGCGGAAUUAUAUAACACCGGACCGGCCAAUACAUAUCUUACCCAAGCUGUCAACCAACUCCUUUUUCCUCACAGGUUUAUCGAAGGUGUCUCGCCAACGUCACAAUGAUAGCAAAAUCGCAACCCUCACUUGGGUCCAAUACAACAAACACGCGACGAACACAGCCCCUGAUACACUUCGCAGCUGGCGCGAGCGGUGGUGCCGCAACCUCCCUUCUCACCUCUCCCCUCGAUGUUUUACGAACUCGACUUCAAUCCGACCUCUAUGAACCUCCAUCACGAUCGGCUAAUGCGGGACAAGCCCCUCGUUCUUUUCUGAAUAGAACUCCCCUGGGUCACGUAUUCGAAACGUUCGACAUACUUCGCUCGAUAAAGAACAACGAGGGAUGGCGUGGGCUAUUUCGCGGCAUUGGGCCCAGCCUGGCCGGCGUGGUUCCUGCAACUGCUAUCAAGUUCUACGUGUACGGAAACACCAAGCUUCUCGCAGCUAGGUAUCUAGAUUACAAGGAGGAUGAUCCUAUUGUUCAUGCGCAUGCCGCCAUUGCCGCCGCCAUCGCAACCGCCACAGCGACGAACCCCAUUUGGCUUGUGAAGACCAGGCUUCAACUGGACAAAUCACGCGCCAAUCAAGGGGCAACAGUGCGUCAGUACAAAGGAAGCUUGGACUGUGUGCAACAAGUGCUACAGAAAGAGGGGAUUCCUGGAUUGUAUCGCGGAUUAAGCGCGAGCUACUUGGGCACAGUUGAAACAGUUCUACAUCUUGUUGUCUACGAAAGGCUCAAGAUACUAUUCCAGUCUCCAUUCCUUAGGCAUCGGUCAACGCGCAACCCUGCUGUAGAAGAACUCGGAAAAUGGGUCAGUACCAGUGGCGCUGCUGGUUGCGCAAAGUUUGCUGCGGUUCUGGUCACGUAUCCCCAUGAGGUGAUACGGACGCGCCUGCGCCAGGCACCGACAGCGAACGGGCGGCAAACAUACACCGGCCUAGGACAGUGUUUCAAUCUGGUGUGGAAGCAGGAGGGCUGGCGAGGAUUGUAUGGGGGCCUCACACCACACCUCGUACGCUCAAUUCCUUCUGCUGUAAUCACACUCGGCGUAUACGAGUUUGUGUUGAGGGUGGCCAACACUUCAGUGUGACGAGAUCAAAUAAUCCGGGUGAGGACUGGAGAUAGAAGCAUACUAGGGGGAACAUUCGUCAAGAAAAACGCGUAUGAUAUGCAAUGGACACCCGUAGUUAAGGUGUACGAUAAUCAAUAGGAAACAUUAGUUAUAUCUCCAUCUCAC
Molecule: messenger RNA, 1771 nt
Organism: Colletotrichum destructivum
Lineage: Eukaryota; Fungi; Ascomycota; Sordariomycetes; Glomerellales; Glomerellaceae
Product: Putative mitochondrial carrier protein
Exons: 4
Coding region: 596-1624 (342 amino acids)
Biological process (GO): pyrimidine nucleotide import into mitochondrion
Cellular component (GO): mitochondrion
Molecular function (GO): pyrimidine nucleotide transmembrane transporter activity
Source: RefSeq, a predicted model, not a curated record